AUGUUUAAAAAUGAGGACACAAAACUAAAGAUCCUAAAGUUUAAUUAUUCAUGGGUUGAUGCUGUGGAGGAGGAAGAGAGACGUACAGAGAAAGAACAACAACAGAAAAGACAGAUGAAGAAAAAGUUGGAGAAAGAAAUUUCAGAAGAGAAGAAAGAUGGCAACGCAAAUGGCAACAGAAUAAAAAUCAUGGACUACAGUGCAAUUUUGGAUUUCGGAGACCACCCCGUCACAGAUGUGGACACAAAACUAAAGAUAUUAAAGUUUGAUUAUUCGUGGGUUGAUGCUGUGGAGGAGGAAGAGAGACGUAUAGAGGAAGAACAACAGCAGAAAAGAGAGAUGAAGAAAAAGUUGGAGAAAGAAAUUGCAGAAGAGAAGAAAGAUGGCAAUGCAAAUGACAACAGGUAUAAAACACCCUUAGACUUUGGGGAUGAGGCGGUUAAAAAUUGGGAAACAAAGCUUCAGAUUCUCAAAUUUGAUUAUCAAAGGGCAGAUCAAGUGGAAGAAGAGGAAAAGGCCAAAAAUCAGGAGACAAAAGCAGCAAAGGAGAGAGUUAAAAUGGAGGAAAAUAAAAUCAAGGAUAGUAUCAUUGGAGGAAAAAACCAAACAAUUGCAAAUUCUCCUAGAGCGAGGCUAAAAGCUUAUAUGAUAAUGCGAGAAAGAGAACAAGCCAAGGCCUCAGUUGAAAAACAAAACAUUAAGAAAGAGGAGACUGCAAAAAGAAUUAAUAAAGUGGUUGAGAAAGAAGUCGGAGAAAAUAAAUCUGGUGGCAAAGAUGGCAAGGAAAAAGUGGUUGGAAAUGACAGAAAAAACCAGGCAAUUGCAAAGUCACCUAGAGCUAAACUAUCUGCUUUCAUAAGAAAACGCAAAGAAAGGGAACUGGCAAAGGCCUCUCUUGAAAAAGAAAACAUAAAGAAAGUAGAGACUGUAGAGAGAAAGGAUAAAGUGGUAUACAUAGGAGACAGAGAAAACAAAAUCGGUGUCAAAGAAGAUGGCACGGCUAAAGAAAAUGAAAAAGACGAAGUUGGUGAAAAAACUAUGGAUAAGAAAAUAACAUCUCUGCAGGAUGAACAUUAUUGCAAUGAUAUACCUAAACUAGUAGAAGCAAUGGAACUAGAAGUCAACAAGGGUCAGAAGAUAGCCUUUACGGAUGAUAAUAGUUAUGGCAACGAUGAUGAUAAUGGUGACGAUGAUGAUAGACUGUUUGGGCCAAGAAAACUAUUCUUCUUUGGAAUUGACUUUUUUAAGGAUGCUGGAAAAUCUGUCUGGUGAAGAGAAGCCGGAGAGAAAGAAUACAACAAUUAAAACCUGUUAGAACAAAACGAUAUUUUAAA
Messenger RNA from Saccostrea cuccullata (small rock oyster), 1334 nucleotides. RefSeq names its product tropomyosin, muscle-like. NCBI's taxonomy places the organism in Eukaryota, Metazoa, Mollusca, Bivalvia, Ostreida, Ostreidae. The transcript is spliced from 15 exons. Bases 1 to 1272 code for a protein of 423 amino acids. The record is from RefSeq and is a predicted model, not a curated record.